This is a messenger RNA of Loa loa (African eye worm), 195 nucleotides long. RefSeq lists its product as hypothetical. The record is from RefSeq and is a predicted model, not a curated record. Bases 1 to 195 code for a protein of 64 amino acids. Lineage: Eukaryota; Metazoa; Nematoda; Chromadorea; Rhabditida; Onchocercidae. The transcript has a single exon.
AUGCGUGGCCGUGGGAGGAGGAGAGGAAGGAGAAAAGGUCAGGGAUCAGCGGAGGAGGGGGUACGGUCGGGAGUCGGUGAAGGGAAUGUUUCAACGGCGGGAAAACCUGGAAAUCUCAUUCUUGGAUGUCAGCCUCCGCUUCCGCAGAUAAUCCGACUUCGCCCGACCAUCCAAUGUCCUUCUGUACUUUCAUGA